Messenger RNA from Labeo rohita (rohu), 2658 nucleotides. RefSeq names its product aldehyde dehydrogenase 3 family, member A1 (gene aldh3a1). The transcript is spliced from 11 exons. Gene Ontology annotation, biological process: aldehyde metabolic process. Gene Ontology annotation, molecular function: aldehyde dehydrogenase (NAD+) activity. Bases 216 to 1685 code for a protein of 489 amino acids. Lineage: Eukaryota; Metazoa; Chordata; Actinopteri; Cypriniformes; Cyprinidae. Gene Ontology annotation, cellular component: cytoplasm. The record is from RefSeq and is a predicted model, not a curated record.
GUUACACCCACUUUUGUAGCUCUACUUUAUAGAGCAGAUGUUUCAUGGUAAAUGGACGUAUGUCCUGUAGGUUUAGCCGUACCGAUGCGCCGCCCUCUGAUGAACGUUAUGAUAAACGCGGUUGUUUGGUUCUGAUGUUCCGCGACGUCACGGCACUGGAGCUGCGAAGCGUUCCGCUAUUCUAAACCUUCACAAACGAUUUCGCGCCUGUACAGAUGGAGAAACAGGUUGUGGAUGGGUUGAGGGAGGUCUUCCAGUCAGGCAGAUCCAGACCCCUGCAGUACAGAAAACAGCAGCUCAGAGCCCUGCUCCGCCUCAUCACCGAACGGCAAGGGGACAUUGAACAAGCUCUAAAACAAGACCUCAACAGGAGUAUGUAUAACACUUCACUCUUUGAGCUGAUCAGCAUCGAGAAUGACAUCAAGGUGGCAGAGAGGGACAUGGUGGACUGGGCAGCUCCUCAGCCUGUGAAGAAGAAUCUCAACAGCGCACUUGAUGAUGUUUACAUAAAGCCUGAACCUCUGGGUGUCGUGCUGAUAAUAGGAACCUGGAACUACCCUUGGGCCAUGAUCCUGCAGCCCCUGGUUGGCGCUAUUGCAGCUGGCAAUGCAGCUGUGGUGAAACCAUCAGAGCUGAGUGAGCACUCUGCUAGGCUUAUGAAAGAACUGCUUCCUCUGUAUCUGGAUAAGGAGAUGUAUCAAGUGGUGACAGGAGGGAUUCCAGAGACCCAGGAGCUGCUGAAGCAACGUUUCGACCACAUCUUCUACACCGGGAGCAGCACGGUGGGGAAACUGGUUAUGGAGGCAGCUGCUCGUCAUCUCACGCCGGUGACUUUAGAACUGGGUGGGAAAAGCCCCUGUUAUAUUGACAAGAACUGUGACAUUGCUGUGGCAUGCAGACGAAUAACCUGGGGGAAGUUUGCAAAUUGUGGCCAGACAUGCAUUGCACCUGACUACAUUCUGUGUGAGCCAAGCAUCCAGGACAGGAUAAUUGAAGAGAUUCAAAAAACGCUACUGGAGUUCUACCAAAAGGAUCCUAAAAGCUCUCCGGAUUAUUGCCGAAUCAUUAACACACGUCACUUUGACAGAGUAUUGGCUCUAAUGAAUGAAUGCACUAUUGCCCUUGGAGGAGAAAGUGAUCGCUCACAGUGUUACAUAGCUCCUACGGUUCUGAAAGAUGUUUUACCCCACUUCAAAAUCAUGCAAGAAGAAAUCUUUGGACCGCUGUUGCCUAUCAUCACUGUUAAUGAUUUGAGUGAGGCUAUAAACUUUAUCAACGCAAGAGAAAAGCCAUUGGCGCUCUAUGUGUUUUCCUCUGAUAAAACGGUGAUAAAGCGAAUGUUAACUGAAACCACCAGUGGAGGAGUGACUGUAAAUGAUGUUUUGAUGCACUACACUGUCGAUACUUUACCUUUUGGAGGUGUGGGAAACAGUGGGAUGGGCAGAUAUCAUGGGAGACACACGUUCAACCAGCUGAGUCACCAUCGUGCCUGUCUCAUCAAGUCUUUUGCUAUGGAAGGUUUAAAUGAUGCCCGUUACCCUCCACUAACGGCAGCCCGACUGCGCAAAGCCAAAUUUUUCAUGCAGCAUCGCUGGUGCAGCUGCAGUGGCAUAUGUGUGUGGGCCGUCAUCGCAACCAUAUUGGCAGUCGGUCUGCUUGUUGCCUUAAUAGUUGUGCUGAUAUAGGAAGAUGCCAGUUUGAAGCAACAGAUCCCUAAGCCUGCACUGCUCUUCAUCAAGUUUUUCACUACUUAGAAUAAUUUUAAAAUCAUAUAGAAUGCUUGAAUCAUUUGUACAAGUGUUGAAUAUUCAUCUCAUUCUGAUAUAAAACAGUGUUUAAGGUUCCUUCUUUUAACUUUUUCAAAACACUAAAGCUUAUACAUGGGUUUUUCUAUUCAUGUAGAGAAUUCAAGCUGCUAAAUUGUGCAGAAUCUGCACAUUUAGAUCUAAAUGGCAAGUUAGCAUUAUUUCUGUUAUGUAGCAGUACAAUGUAGCUAUUGUUUUCCAUUGUUAUCCAGCUUAUCUUCUUUAUGCGGUGGACUUUACAGAGCUUUGGCACAUGAGCUUUCAUCUACAUUUUAACAAAUGUUUACUAAUUACUAUUUAUACUUCUUUUGUAGUUGUUAUCUAACAUUUGAUAUAUUAGUCCUGUCUAGUCUAAUACGAUGAUGAUCAAAUCUAUUAUAGUAUUAGACAGCAGAAAUCUCUGUAUAAUAUAGAAUUUUUAUAAUUUGUUACUAAUUUGUAUAAUUUUGUAUUUGAUGUUGAUUUAGUUUAAUACGUAACCAUUUCAGUAUAAUUGUACAGAUUACAAAAGCCUGACCUGAUCCUGUUUUCAAUUCAUAUCUACAACUGCCCUCAAUAUCCAGCAGAUGGCGCUCUCUUAUAAUUUAACAUCUCUUAUAAAACCUGGACCUGUGUGCGCCUUCAUCAGUAGGAUGUUGGCUUUAUUUGUGAUUCAUUUGUGAUUAUUAGGCCUACUGCUGCUCCAUGCAUUUUCUCCUUCAAGAAGUAGUUCACUUCCAGAGCAAAAAUGUACAGAUAAUGUACUCACCCCAUUGUCAUCCAAGAUGUUGAUGCCUGUCUUUCUUAAAGUUGUAAAGAAAUUAUGUUUUUUAAGGAAAACAUUUUAGGAAUUAUCUCCAUAUAAUGGACUUAA